AUUCAAAAUUGAAAGAAAUUCAAGUAAUUAAGUUCAUUUCAAUUCUAUUUGUUUACUCUCCUUCAAAAACUAAGUUUGUAUUGAUGAUGCAGACAUCAGUAGUUCAAGGGAAAGCAGAAUUGUCACAGAGCAACCAAGAAGAUUUGCAAAGUUCUAAUAGAGAUAUUGAAAAUUCAGAUAAAAAUAUUAAACAAUUAAUGGAUAUGGUAGCAUCAAUGGAAACAGAAUUAUCAAAUCUAAAGAGUUCAUUAGAUAGUGCACAAUCUGAACUGGAUAAUGAACGAAAUAUAUUGUCUGCCUUUGAUGAGGAGAUCAAAGAACUUCAAACUGCUAUAAAAACGAAAACAGCCCAAACGACUGAAGUGCAAUUAGAAAUAUCUAGGAUUAACCACGAAUUAGAAAGGUUCCUUAAAGAGAAACAAACAGCGCAACAGGCAAUUCUCCAGAUGGAACAGAAUUAUGAUUGGAUCAUACAGCAAAAACAGUUGACAUAUGAUUUUGUUAAUAAUAACCCAAGUGAAUGCAAAAAGAUGUUACGACAAUUAGAAGAGAAACACAACAAUAUGCGUAAAAAAAUAAAUGCUAAAGCUUCCCUAAAUCAAAUGUUGGCAACUGUGUUGAAAGAUAAGAAAAAAAUUGAAGAUACGAUAGUAUCCUUGGAUGAUUAUAAAAAAGAUGCAUUGCAAAGAACUUGGGAGAAGGUAAAUGGAGAUUUUGGAGCAAUUUUUGCAGACUUAUUACCGAAUAGUUUUGCAAAACUUGAACCUCUCGAAGGUCAAGAUUUGACUCAUGGUUUAGAAGUUAAAGUACAACUUGGUGGAGUAUGGAAGCAAAGUUUAUCGGAAUUGAGUGGUGGUCAAAGGUCACUUAUUGCAUUAUCACUGAUUUUAUCAUUGCUUCAGUUUAAACCUGCGCCAAUGUAUAUUUUGGAUGAAGUGGAUGCAGCACUAGAUCUUUCUCAUACUCAAAAUAUUGGACAAUUACUUCGAACUCGAUUUAAAGGUUCACAAUUUAUAGUUGUUUCACUUAAAGAUGGAAUGUUUAAUAAUGCGAAUGUUUUGUUUCGCACACGAUUUCACGAUGGUACUUCAGUUGUUGAG
This is a messenger RNA of Racocetra fulgida, 1100 nucleotides long. Lineage: Eukaryota; Fungi; Glomeromycota; Glomeromycetes; Diversisporales; Gigasporaceae. The record is from the annotation of a GenBank genome assembly.